UACCUUUCACAGACUAUGGUUAUAUGUUUAUUUGUAGCAGAUGGUGUCUCAAAGGGAACAAUAUACUCUGUAGUUUCAAGAAAUACUCAUCUCACAGAGCCCAGAAUCUAUGAUGAAAUCCCUCAGUCCAAGAUGCUGUCCUGUAAGGAAGAGUCUGUGACCACCAUUUAUUCCUCAGUGCAGCUUUCUGAGAAGACGGGGAAAACCAACAUGAAGGAGGAAAGACUGCCCAAGACUUUGGAUAAUGAAAUUGUUGUCAAGGUGAGCAUGCAGUGUAUUCCCUCUGGAAACUGAGCUACAACCACUGUGAGGGCAGGUGUCCUGAAGACCUAGGCCUUGUCUGUCUACCCCUUUACUGGAACAUUGCAAAUCACCACAUUCCAUCUAAAAGCAGAGCAGGAAACCUUCUGUUGCUGGGCAUACCUUGUACCAUGUGAGCUUAUAAACACUCCCUAACUCAUCAAGUCCUUUGAAAAAUUUUCACUUCACAGGACAUAUAAAAGUUGAUUUUUGACACAAAGGAUGAAAUCAUGAAGGUUGUUCAUGUCUAUAGAAGACUGAAGAUGGAUGGAAGAUUCUUAUGUCAAUAUGUAACAUCACUGUCCAACAGCUAUGGGAAGAAAUCAAUCAAUAUUGUGAAUACCUCUAACACACCAUGGCAUACCAGCUACAUGUUUUUUGAAGAUUCAACAUGUGUAAGGAACCCUGAUGUGAGGGCUUCAGCAGUUGCUACAAUACUUUUUUUUUUUUUUUCGAGACAGGGUUUCUCUGUGUAGCCCUGGCUGUCCUGGAACUCGCUCUGUAGACCAGGCUGGCCUCAAACUCAGAAAUCUGCCUGCCUCUGUCUUCCAAGUGUUAGGAUUAAAGGCGUGCGCCACUGCUUCCCGGCAGCUACAGUACCUUAAGUAACUUAGGAAUGGCAUCUUUAGGGUAUACGUUACCCCUUACUUGAAUGAAUGCAUGCCAUGGCCAGCCAAGUGUAGGCUACAUGGCAGCCCUUCUUCAUUCCUCAGCUCAAGAAACAUCACGCAGGACACAACUGCAACUCUUAGCCCAAAUACAGAUGGCCAUGCUUCUUGGAAAGCUGUGGGAUGUGGCCCUAAUCCAGGUAGACACAUUCUCUUACUGUAGCACUAAAAUAUGUUCUUUCUGUACAGACUAGAGUGCUAGAGGUGUUGAGAAGCCUCACAGGAUUUCCUUUCUGGCCAAGCUUCCCUUCCCCAGGUUUUACUUCAGUCAGCCUCAGCAGGAAGACACACCAUGUCCAGGAGCCUCACUCUCCAAAAAGAAUGGGCCAGCUCCAGUUCUGAUAUUUUGAGGGAAGUGAGUGGAACCAAGCGAUCAAAACAAGAGAUCUUGAAGAAUGCAGAGUCAUUUGCCUUCCUAAGAGGGAACUUGAGCACUGACAGGGAAGAUGGUGAAACUGGAUUUAUUUCAGUUCCUGUAUUUCAGCUCAGAGAAGCAUAAGGUUCAAGCGAAGGUUGAGUUCCUUCACGCCGGCAUCCCCACAAAGUCGAUAUCAGCUGGCUAGCCAUGAAGAAGAAUCCUCUAGCUGGAGAGGACAGCAUGUGAUCAUCCGAGGACAUGUUUGUCUCUUGUGUUAGCAGUCCUUACCAGCGAAAUCCUAAAUGUCUGUAAACCUUACAGCCUAAAACCAGGCUGUACAGCAGGAAUGAGCCAUAUUUGGGCAUAAUGAAAUUGCCUGUCCCAUGAAGGUCUAAUUGUCCUCUGAAGAGGUGAAACUGACUUUUAUUUUCAAUAGUGUGCUAGUGUCUAUAUAGCAUUGCUCUGAUUUUCUGACAGGUGCCAUUUUUCUCCUAUUUUUAACCAUCUCUAAGUGAAAUGCAGCUCAUGCCCAUGAUUGUAUUCAUUCUGUUUUCAAAGUCUAUCGAUACCUGUCAAGUCCCAAAGAAACCCAGGACCAAAGGCUACCUGGGGUGUCUAUCAGCAUAUCACAGAGCACAGUCACACUCAGCACCUGCAGCUCCUCUCUGCUCUCCUCACUCCAGCCCCCUCUCCUUACCCUCUCCUUCUGAUUCCUAUAUAACCCUGCCAUUUUGUCCAUGCCCUAUCUUGGUUCCUCCCUCACAAUGGGUCCUCUUAGCCCACUCUUCUCUUCCUGUCUUGCUUGAACCCCACCAUCCUCAUGGCCUGGCCUAUUCUGCUAUCCAUGUUCAAUCUGCUACUUUCUCUCUUUGCUCUGGAUGCUUCCAGAUGCAUCUGGAUAUUCUCUCCCUCAUGUUGACAAUAAAAAACUUCUCCUCAA
Grammomys surdaster is the source of this 2266-nucleotide messenger RNA. Its product is annotated as SLAM family member 5-like. NCBI's taxonomy places the organism in Eukaryota, Metazoa, Chordata, Mammalia, Rodentia, Muridae. The transcript has 3 exons. The coding region runs from base 16 to 294 and encodes 92 amino acids. The record is from RefSeq and is a predicted model, not a curated record.